AGCACAUGGCAAGUACUCACAAAAGUAUAUCACUAGGAAACACAUUUUCCAUAUUUUAUCCGAUCGAAUUGAUCAGUUAAGAACACAUUUUCCCUUACAAAUUUACCUUCAAUUACAAACUCAAAGGAACAUCCCCAGUUCUCUCCUUUCUUUGACCCACAUCUCUAUAAUUGCACCUUUCUUGUGAAACAUUUAUCACACAUAUAGAGAAGAUGACCACGUCUUCCAUGGCCUUACAAGGAGCUUCUUCCUCUCUCCGGUCCUCUUCUUCUUUCGUCCAUCCAUGGACUCACGACGUAUUCUUGAGCUUUAGAGGUGAAGAUGUUCGCCAAAAAUUUAUUUCUCAUCUAUACCAUGCUUUGUAUAAAAGGGGAAUCAACACUUACAUAGAUGACAAGCUCGAAAGAGGAGAUAAAAUUUCGCAAGCACUUUUUCAAGCUAUCGAAGGUUCAAUGAUUUCCAUCAUUGUACUAUCUAAAAACUAUGCAGAAUCCAGAUGGUGCUUAAACGAACUAUUGAAGAUCCUUGAGUGUAUGGAAACAGUAAAACAAAUUGUUCUACCAGUAUUUUACGACGUAGAUCCAUCAAAUGUAAGACAUCAAAAAGGAAGUUUUGGAGAAGCAUUUGCUAAACUUAAAGACAGGUUCAAGGGCAAUGAAGAAGUGCUGAAGUGGGAGGCAGCUUUAGAAAAACUAGCCAAUCUAUCGGGGGUCGAAUUAAAGAAUUACAGGAAAGAGUCAGAAUUUAUUGAGGAAAUCAUUCAAUGGGUCAACUCAAGAAUAGUAAACCAAACAACUCUAAGCGUUGCCAAGUAUCCAGUUGGGAUAGAGUGUCGUAAACGAGACAUUUAUCAGCAUUUAAAUAUUGAAAGGAAUGAUAUUAUAUGUAUUGUAGGGAUAUUUGGAACUGGUGGAAUUGGUAAGACGACUAUUUCAAAAGAUAUCUAUAACCAGAUUUACUCUCAAUUUGAAGGAAGUUGUUUCUUGAAAAACGUUAGAGAAACAUCAAAACAAGCAGGAGGUCUGAUUCAGUUGCAAAAUACCCUUCUUUUUGAUAUUUUAGGAACAAGUUUGGAUGUUCGUGAUACUGACAAAGGAAUCAAUGUGAUUAAGCACAGACUUUGCUCUAAAAGGGUUCUACUAAUUCUUGAUGAUGUGGAUGAGUUGGUCCAAAUAGAAAAAUUAGUUGGAGAUCGCGAUUGGUUUGGUUUGGGAAGUAGAAUUAUCAUAACAACGAGAGAUCAACGUUUACUAGAUAAUGCUAAAGUUGAUUCAAAACAUGAGGUGAUGAUUUUGGAUGACAGUGAAGCUCUUCAACUCUUUAGCUUGCAUGCCGUUGGGAAAGAUGAACCAUCUGAUGAGUAUGUGGACCUCGCUAAACAAGUAAUACAAUAUGCUAAAGGCCUUCCAUUGGCUUUAGUAGUGCUAGGUUCGGAUCUAAAGGGUAAAAGUACACAUCAAUGGAAGAGUGCAUUGGAUAAGUAUAAAAACAUUCCCAAUAGAGAUAUUCAGAAAGUACCUUUAGUGAGUUAUGAAGGAUUAGAUAAUAAUGAGAAGGAAAUGUUCCUUGAUAUUGCAUGUUUCUUCAAAGGAGAACCUUUAGCUAAUAUCAUGAAAAUAUUUGACAGUUGUGGUUUUUUUCCGGAUGAUGGUAUGGACAGGCUUAGAGACAAGUGUCUUAUUACUAUUGAAGGUAGAUAUGUUCGGAUGCAUGACUUGCUACAAGAUAUGGGCCGAGAAAUUGUUCGUCUAGAAUCACCCAAUGAACCUGGUCAACGUAGUAGAUUGUUUUUUCAUGAGGAUGUCCGUCAUGUGUUGGAAGAAGGCAUGGGCACAAACAAAGUUGCAGGCAUGAUAAUAGAAAUGCCCGAAGGCGAGGAAGUGAUAAGGUUGAAUUCCGAAGCAUUUGUACAGAUGAAAAGACUUAGAGUGCUUAUCAAUCGUAAUGCAAGUUUUUCAAGUGGACCUAAUUAUCUCUCUAACGAAUUAAGAGUACUUGAUUGGUUUGAAUAUCCGCUACAAUCUUUGCCACCCAAUUUCCAUGGAAAUAAACUCAUUAUCUUUAAAAUGCGUGGCAGCUUCAUCAAGGAGUUAAGCGUCAUCAAGUUUAAGAAUAUGACAAUUAUGGAAUUCAAUGAUUGUAAUUCCUUAACAAAAGUUCCAGAUCUUUCAAGCGUCCAAAAUUUGAAGGAAUUAUCUGUUGAAAUGUGUACAAGUUUAGUUGAGGUGCAUGAUUCGGUCGGAUCCCUGGAGAAUCUUUGUGAAUUGAGUUUUUACGGAUGCUCUAACCUCAGAAUUUUUCCAGCAAGCCUCAAGUUGAGAUCUUUACGCAAACUUUAUCUUGAUGAUUGCUCAAGCCUUCGUAGCUUUCCUGAAAUUGGGUGUGAAAUGAAAUCUUUAACUAAAUUAUCUCUGUCUUGCACUGCAGUGGAAGAACUACCAUUAUCAAUUGGCAAUCUUGAUAGGCUUGAUGCAUUAUUUCUACAUGGCUGCAAAAACCUUAAGCGUCUCCCAAUUAACAUUAUUCUUCGGUUGCAACAUUUAACCGAUCUUGGGAUAUUUGGUGGUUGUACAAAUCUAGUAAAGAAGAUGGGGUAUGAUGGACAAUCCAUUCUAGCUAUUGGGUCUACAAGACUGGAAGAUGAGAUUUCAUCGAAUGAAGAACAACUCCAGGAAUUGGUGCCUCCAAUGAAUUCAAGUAAUGGAAGUAGUGCAUUACAAGUGUUGAAUCGUCAAAAUUGUUUCCAAUCAGAAUCAAAUUUCUUUCCAAUAUCAAGCUUCUUUACUUUGUUUAAUUCUUUGACCACUUUGACUAUUUUAAAUCUAUCGGGAAGUGAAUUUAUUAGCGUUCCCACGAGCAUCAAAGGCCUUGUUGCACUUGAAAUGCUCUACUUGUCGUAUUGUGAGAAACUUGAAGAAAUCUUAGAACUUCCUCCAAAUAUAACAUUAGUAGAAGCUCAGGGAUGCAAGUCAUUAGAAAGAUUUCCAGAAGUAUCAAGAAUAAUGGAAUUCAAUGGAAGCCACAUCAGAUCGCUAGGUAUUAUUGACUUGAGCAGAUGCGACAAAAUGCAUGAGAAGAUUUUGAAUUAUAAAGUGCCAAAUCCAUUACUAUGGAAGGCCGGGCAUUAUAAUGCCACUGUGUUACUGGAAAAUCAGAUUUCAGAGUUGGGGGAUGAAGAAUUUUCAGAAUAUGAAAUUGUGGACAGGGGGGAUGAAGAAUUAUCAGAGGAUGAAAUUGUGAACAGGGGUGAUGAAGAAUGGGUAAUAAAUAUUGAGGGGCCACUCCAUUUGGAGGAUAUAAGCGGACUUGUGGUGUAUGCCUUUAUGUAUUUUAAAAUAGAUCCUAGUAAUGAGACUUAUGUGGUAACCAUUAAAAGCUCAAAUCAUAUAUGCGAACUCGAUAGUUAUCAAGGGGUAUAUUUGUCUAAUAGUGAUGUAACGAAUAAAUUUGGAGGCGGAUAUGAAGUAAUGGUGUGGUACUCCGAUUUAGAAUCAUUUGAGCUAAAGGUUUUUGACAAUUUGAGGGUUCAACUUCAUCCUUUGUGGGGACAGUAUUAUAGGAGUUGGGGAGCCAAUAUCGUAUACAAGUAUGAAAGCAGAGCACAUAAAAGAAGAAAAAUGGAUUGAAUUAAAUAAUAGGCCAAGUGGCCUGUUUCUGGAAUUUCAAGUGAGAUUUUCCAUUGUGGCUAUUGUUUUGAGAGAUGGGUCGCCAUAUGGGUGAUUGGGAGAAUCUUUAGCAAAUGGAGACGCGUUAGCCACCGUUGUGUUUAUCGCUGUGAGAGAUGGGUCUUCAUUUGGUAAGUCUUCAUUUCUGAUAUAGCAGUUGAUGGAUUAUUGGUGUUAUUAGAUGGAUAGUAAGUAGUAACUCAAACUAUCUCUUUAUGGAGAGCUAUAUUGUUGUAUUGCUGAUACAAAAGGAGCUUUUGUGCAUCCAGCAUUGUACGAGAAUUUCGGACUAACAAUUGUGAAGGCAAUGAGUAGCAGAUUACCCACCUUGGCAACAGAUUAAGGAGGCCCCGCAGAAAUUAAUGUUGAUGGAAUCUCAGGCUUUCACAUUGAACCUAUAAUGGUGAUGCAUUGAGCCACAAGAUUGUUGAUUUCUUUGAAAUGUGCAAGGCGGAUCCUGAAAAUUGGAACAAGAUCUCAAAAGCUAGUCUCCAGCAUAUAAAUAAAUGCUACACAUGGAAGAUUUAUGCAAACAAACUGCUGAACAUGAGAGCAGCGUAUGGAUUCUAGAGGCAGAUGAACAAGGAACAAAAGUCAGCUAAACAAAAACAUAUCAACAUAUUCUACAAUCUCCAAUUUAGGAAUUUGUUGAGUUUUAACAACUAUAUUUAGACAUAUUGAAAUCAUAAACAUUUUAUAUUGAGUUCUAUUCAUUGUAGCACAGGGAAGGAGUUUGCUCAUCCCAAAUGAAGGACCCCAACAAGCAACACCAGCUGCGACCUCUCAAGCAUAAACAACCGGCAGCAGCAUCGACAACUGAAUCACAGUCUAGACCAAGGCAUAUAAGCUAACUCUUAAGAAAAUUUAAUUAAAAAAAAAAAAAAAAUUGCUGAACAAUAGUUAUUUGAUUUCCUUCCAUGGCUGUAUGUUAUGUGGAAGGGGGCAUAGAACUGGUUAGAGAAAAUGGUAGAAGUAAGAAGAAACUGGUUUUCAUGUUUUUUCUUAAAUGCAAAUUUCUUAUGCAACAAAUGGUCCUUUUUAAAUAGUAAGAGAGGAAAUGCAAUAAAUGGGUAAAUGAGUGAUCACGAUAAAGUGGAACUAAGAUGUAGUGAGGAAAUAUAUCAUUGAGUCUCUCAAUUUUCGAAGGUUUCUUUCUGUCAUUGAAUUUCUACGACAAGUUUCGAUGGCAGCUGCAUAUAUCAGUGGUCUCAUCUAAAAUCAACUCUGAAGCAGAAUACAAAAUGCUUUACUUGAACCUCAUUCAAUUGGCCUACGCUCUUCCUGAACUACUUGAGUCUGUUGAAUGAAUACUUUGGAUUAAGGAUCGUAUGAAAUUUGGGAUAUUGCUAGCCCCAGCUUCUGGCCAAAGGCAUGACCGUCUAACUUGGAAGGAAGGCUUUUUAAUUAAUUGAUGUAUUAGGCGUGUGAAUGAGCGUGUUUGUUAAUAGAUUUAUCAGUCAUAAAGAGAAAUGAUUUGUGCUAUUUGAGUCUGUUGAAUGAAUACUUUGGAUUAACAUAUUCCUUCUUCACAUGUUGAUACCAAUUUAUAUUU
Molecule: messenger RNA, 5217 nt
Organism: Carya illinoinensis
Lineage: Eukaryota; Viridiplantae; Streptophyta; Magnoliopsida; Fagales; Juglandaceae
Product: disease resistance protein RPV1-like
Exons: 7
Coding region: 213-3626 (1137 amino acids)
Biological process (GO): defense response; signal transduction
Molecular function (GO): ADP binding
Source: RefSeq, a predicted model, not a curated record